Serendipita indica DSM 11827 is the source of this 954-nucleotide messenger RNA. The record is from the annotation of a GenBank genome assembly. Lineage: Eukaryota; Fungi; Basidiomycota; Agaricomycetes; Sebacinales; Serendipitaceae.
AUGUCUGAACUCGACGCAUUGCUCAACACUCUUACAUCCGAACUGACCCAUCAAGGAGGAGAUCCAACUCCACAACUUAUUUUUCAUGCACAAGAUUUAGUUGCUCUAUUGGAUAAUGGUGCUGGAUUCGGAUGUCAAGAUAUUGGAAAGGUCAUAGGCCCAAUAUCCAUUUUAUGCUCCCCAGAUCAAGACCCAAGAGUCCGCUCUUUGGGCUACGAAGCAAUAUCUGCAGUUUGCAUGCAUUCACUUCCGAGCAACUCCGAUUCACCAACGGUCCUGGAGCGACGACAACUGUGGGACGCUCUCUGCAGUGCUGGAGAAGAAUGGGAGCUAGAAAUCAGUGCUUCUAGAAUACAGGCCCUUCGUGCUCUGCUGGGUCUUGGGAAAAGUGGCGAGGACACCUCCCUGACACCUCAGGUCUCCAACGCCGAAGGCCUCGAGCAACUGCUUCCAGAGACGAGAAAAUGGCUAUCUCAUGUGGUUGAGAUUCUCUUCUCGUCAUCCGAGGCGUCCAGAGACUCCAGAGACUCUCACUCCUACCAUCUAGCCAGCGAAGACGAGAUGGAAACAUUCAUUACCGAGUUGGAUCGAAUCAUCAACUGCAUCAUCUUCGAUAAUCCGAAAGUUCUCUCCGACAACGAAUUCGAAGAGACUCUAGAGCUAUACUGCUCGUGGAUCCAGCGCAUCAGCAAAGACGAAGCAUGGGUAGCAAUCACUCAAUCUUCUUUCGCCACUCCUACCACGCUUACACAACCAAAAGCCCCACGGAUUCACCAUCGCAAUACUUCGGCCGCUACAACCCCAACUACUUUUACAUUUCCAUCUUCUAUCCGCUCACGACCCCGGUAUCCGGUCAUUCCAUCUGGCCAUAGGACGCCUCUUUACGGGUCUUCUGGAAAGGAGUUUGCAACAGCAUCUCCUGAUUCCAACGGAAAUACUAUCUCAGGCAAUUAA